AUGAAGUUCACCUAUCGCAUCCUGCGCCGUCCCUGGCGCGCAAAAACCCCCCUCUACUGGAGCAUGCUGCCCGAGCUAGCCGGCAUCAUCCCGCUGCUGAUCUUGUUCACCCUGCUGCCACGCCGCAAGGAGUUCUGGUCCAUCGGCUAUGAGUACCGUCUCAACUCUAACCCGGCUGUCGUCAUCUUCGCCAUGGUCAACAACCAAGACUCGCCUAAGAUCCCGUUUGUGUGGUCUGAGGCAUCCCGCAACUACAACGUCGCCAUCUCCAUCCUCUCCCUCUUCGUGCUCCUCGUCAAGAUGAUCGCCAUCAUCAUGAAGGUCUACUACCCCCUCUUCGGCACAACCGUCGGCCUGAGCCUGACCGUCGUCUACGCGAUCAGCAUCUAUGGCCAGGCCGGCCCGGACUACCUGGACGACCGCUACCCUAGCCCAAGCCCCUGGUACCUCCGCAAGAGUUGUGAGUUGGGCAGGCGGUUCGGGAAGUAUGACGAGUGUAUCAUGGCUAGGGGCGCGCUGGCCUGCACCGUUUUUCUUCUGACGGUCUAUCUCCUCCAAACAGCCUUCGCAAUCUGGGCCAUGAUCCCCGACAAGAAACUCGACGAACCUCGCGACCCCGAAGAUGAUCUCGACGACGAUGAGUCCUUGUUUGCCAUCAGCAUCCGCUGGGAGAGAGAGAAGAAGCGGAGGAGGGCCGCCAAGGGUAUUGAUGUGGAGAUGACGCCUACGGGCCAAUCACCUGAGGAGCAGAAGCAGGGUGAAGAGCAGCAGCAGCAGCAGCAGCAGCAGCAGCAGCAGCAGGGAGAGCAAUUGCCGCCUUUUACUCCGAGGACGCAGGCUUUUCAUAAGUUGAGUCGGUAUGCUUGA
Messenger RNA from Thermochaetoides thermophila DSM 1495, 867 nucleotides. RefSeq lists its product as uncharacterized. The record is from RefSeq and is a predicted model, not a curated record. Lineage: Eukaryota; Fungi; Ascomycota; Sordariomycetes; Sordariales; Chaetomiaceae. The coding region runs from base 1 to 867 and encodes 288 amino acids. The transcript is spliced from 3 exons.